Molecule: messenger RNA, 1485 nt
Organism: Paramacrobiotus metropolitanus
Lineage: Eukaryota; Metazoa; Tardigrada; Eutardigrada; Parachela; Macrobiotidae
Product: nucleoside diphosphate kinase 7-like
Exons: 8
Coding region: 287-1333 (348 amino acids)
Cellular component (GO): centrosome
Source: RefSeq, a predicted model, not a curated record
UCUUUACAUGUUGCAGUACUCGUGUUGGUGUUCUGCAAUUGCAGUAAACAAAAAUUGUGCUUACUGUACUUGUACAAUAACUUCAGCUAUUGGAAAAAGGGUCAGCCGAUUUCAUAACGAGGAAUUAGAAAAGUGACGGGAAAGGUUAUAAAUUGUUUAGGUUUGCGCGGGUUGCAUAUGCGUCUGCAAUUACAUACUUGUACUACAAAGUUAGAGAUUAUACAGUGCAGUGCUUAAUUUCUUUCGCACUGCGAAUCCGUUUGAACUUUUGUCGCCACUCGUCAGCAUGGAUCUGGAGGGCUAUGCUUUUAAUGUUGUUUGGGAUUACGAAGGGAAUAUACGACAGUUUCUGCUGCGAUUUUAUCCCUUCCAAGAGGCUGUCGAAAUGGUCGACGUGCUGAAACGGAAGGUAUUUGUGAAGCGAACGAAAAUUCCCGGUGUGCAGUUGGCGCAUUUGAAUGUUGGGAGUACGGUGUCGGUUCUCAACCGACAGCUGUUAGUGAUGUCCUUUGCGGAUGAAAUUACGCGGCAAGCCAUGGAGAAGUUAUUUCAGCGAACAGUUGUGAUAUUCAAAGUCAACCUGCACAUGGGCUCCGUCCUGGACAGUCUCACAUCGGGUGGUCUGUCCAACUUGAUGACUGUCACCCGCAUUAAAAUGCUGGUGCUGCAGAAAGAGGAAAUCCUGAAACUGGGCUUGGUUGGACAGUGUCAUUUCACUGCGCCAUCCGUGUGUGCUGAGGUCACCGGGCAGGAUGCAGUGAAGCACUGCCAGGAUGUGCUGGGAGCAAUCAGCAGCUGCUUCGACAUCCAGGAUUUCUGUUAUGCCGCUCCUGACGUGUCCACAGCCGACUGGACGUUACGCUCCAUUUUCGAUAAACCCCGGGCGAAUACCGCGAUAUGCGAUGGUUCGGGAAUGUUGUGUCUCAUUAAGCCACAUGCUAUUCGCGAAGGUUCACUACCGAAAAUAAUUAAGCACAUUCUCAAUAACGAUUUUGUGGUUACCGCCAUUGAAACCGUCGUUAUGAACCGAAAUUCGGCGGAAAGCUUCUUGGAGCUGUACAAAGGAGUCGUUCCAGAAUACCUGGCAUGGGUGGAUCACAUGGCCUCCGGUCCAUCGGUUGCAAUGGAAGUGCGACAUUUGGAGAGUGGAACAUACGACAAGUUCCGAAAAUUAGUCGGUCCCACCGACCCGGGAAUUGCAAAAACGAUCAGACCGGAUACCUUGCGAGCUUUGUUCGGACGGGACAAGAUUCUCAGCGCUGUACAGUGUACGGAUUUGGAGCGGGACUGUGCCAGCGAUCUUGAAUUCAUGUUUAAUUACAUUGCCAAAUGAUUGUGUUUCUCUUGCCAAAUUAAAUGUACUCGUAUUAAAUGUUUUCAGUUUCUACGUGUAUUUCCUUCUUUCUUCCAGACUUCCUUUGUUUGUUAUUUGCUAAUUUUCCAUACGAGUCUGUACUGCUUUUUUACACCAAGUCAAUAAAAUUA